UGAAAUUUGUGAGUUUUGCAAUUAAAUAUCUAAAUGGAAACUAAAUUCACACUAAAUGAAUUUACUGAGCAAGACCAAAUGUCGAAGCAUGAGAGCAAGGACUUAGAGCAUGUAAUAGACAUGAUCCUGGUUGAGUGCAGGGACUAUAAUCCUAUCCUGAUGUUCUUGAUGGGUCUCAACUAUCAUGCAUUCCUAGAAGAGUCUUCACCAGAAGCUCUUCUGGAAGUCACCUCUAGGAUCCAAUCUAAGAUAGAACUUCUUGGUCCUAGCAGUCCUGAAGCUGGGGAUAUCUUCAGAUUUCUGUUGGCUCCUGAAUGUCUGAACAAUGUCUUCAAACUUCCAUAUUUCCAUCCAAGUCCUGACGAAUUUCUGAGAGAAAACAUCAAGAAGGACGAAGUAUUGAAAAUUGAUGAAGAACAAUCAGAGAACAUAGAUUCCUUAAGAUCAACACCUUCAGAUAACCUGGAGACUCCUGAAUGACAAAAGAGGAGGGACCAAAGCAGUUCAAUUGUUUUCCCAGAAAUGACUUUUCUCAAGAGCUUCAAGAGGUCAUUUGGCUCAAUGAGAAACUUCAUGGGUCGAACAUGGUCAAGACUCAGAGGAAACACACCUCAUCAAAAUUAUUCAGAGUGUCCAAUAUGACUAAGUCAGAUUAAGACAGAGGACCUUUGAUCUGUGGAAUGUGGGCACAUCUUCCACACAGAAUGCAUGGAGACUUAUAUUAGGCUUCUGAUAGGCUCAAAGUCUCUGCCAAUAAAAUGUCCUCUCCAAGAUUGUCGGAAGUUAAUCCCUGAUUCUGAUCUUAGAAGUAUCAUUGAGCAUGAGCUAUUUGAGAGAAUGCAGAGGUUCCAGUUGGAAUUAUUCGUUGAACAAAACUCAGUCUUUUAUCAUUUCUGCCCGACUCCUGACUGCACCAAUGUGUUCGAAUGGGAUUUUACCAAAGGUCAGUCACCACACCAGCACUGCCCUGUCUGCUCCUUAGUGGUUUGCCUGAAAUGUAAAACUCCUUGGCAUCAGGGAUAUACUUGUGAGGAGAUUUCCAAAAUGCAAGAGACAAGUCCUGAAGACGUGAACUUCUAUAUCCUGACUAAGCAAGCAAUGUUCCAGCAAUGCCCUGAGUGCAAGUUCUGGGUCCAACGAAAAGAUGGCUGCAACCAAAUCAUUUGUAGGUGCCAAUGCAAGUUUUGCUACGAAUGUGGAAGCAAAUAUGGAAGUUCCGGAUGAUAUGGAUACUGAGAAUAAUCUUUUAAUUCGGUGAGUAUUCACGAACUAUUAUUUCC
Messenger RNA from Moneuplotes crassus, 1280 nucleotides. Lineage: Eukaryota; Ciliophora; Spirotrichea; Euplotida; Euplotidae. The record is from the annotation of a GenBank genome assembly.